GGACUCCUAAAAUGCCUACUUUGUGAUGCAAACAAUCCUUCCAGAUACGAUCUGAUUCAACACAUUUACCAACACAUAUCAUAUCGGAAAUUCCAAUGCGCAUCCUGUACGGAGUGCUUUUACAACGAAGAAGAAAGGGAUCAUCACUGUAUACAAAAAGGACACAUCCAUACCCAUGGGAUAAAACUGUCACCGUAUUGUGAGUUUUUCGUCAGUCUGCUCAUGAAGGAUGCAGAAUAUGCGGCUCGGUGUGGCAUUGAAACUGUAAUUAUGGAGCGAAUAAAAGCAAACCUGGCUUGGUGA
Messenger RNA from Ostertagia ostertagi, 303 nucleotides. The record is from the annotation of a GenBank genome assembly. NCBI's taxonomy places the organism in Eukaryota, Metazoa, Nematoda, Chromadorea, Rhabditida, Trichostrongylidae.